Messenger RNA from Terrapene triunguis (Three-toed box turtle), 2513 nucleotides. RefSeq names its product venom factor-like. The transcript is spliced from 21 exons. The annotation marks the transcript as partial. Gene Ontology annotation, cellular component: extracellular region. The record is from RefSeq and is a predicted model, not a curated record. Gene Ontology annotation, molecular function: endopeptidase inhibitor activity. Lineage: Eukaryota; Metazoa; Chordata; Testudines; Emydidae.
AUGGGCACCCUGCACGUCGGCCCCCAGAGCAAGGACGAGAGGAAGCUGUUCAAGCCCCAGCGGGAACUCAAACUGGAGGUGACCGGGGACCUCCACGCCAUGGUGGGGCUGGUGGCCAUGGACAAGGCCCUGUUCGCGCUCAACAAGAAAAACAAACUGACGCAGAAGAAGGUCUGGGACACGGUGGAGGGACACGACAUUGCCUGCACAGCGGGCAGUGGGCAGAACCUCAUGGGGGUGUUCACAGACGCGGGGCUGGACGUGGCCACCAGCCUGGGGAUCUCCACCAAAGCAAGGACAGAUCUGCGCUGCCCCCAGCCGGCUGCCAGGCGCCGGCGCCGGUCCCUGCAGACGCUGCAGAAGAAGCAGCACAAAGUGGACCAGUACCAGACGGCCCUGGAGAGACGGUGCUGCGAGGCCGGGAUCCAGGAGAACCCCAUGGGGCACUCGUGCGAGCAGAGGACGAGCCGCGUGCACCUGGGCCCCCCCUGCGUGGCCGCCUUCCUGGACUGCUGCCGCUACGCCCGGGCACUGAGCCGCGAGGAGCGCACCAAGCUGCUGCUGGGGAAAACCAACGAGGACGAGGAGUGCGAGGACGAGGACUGCGGUGGCCCCGCCGUGGUGAGAAGCCACUUCCCGGAGAGCUGGCUGUGGGAGAAGUUCAACCUGACCGAGGCAGACUCGCGCCAGCCGGGCCUCGCCAAACACCUGCUCACCAAAUACCUCCCCGACUCCAUCACCACCUGGCACAUCCUGGCCGUCAGCCUGAGGAAAGACAAAGGGCUCUGUGUCUCCGAGCCCUACGAGGUGGUGGUGAAGGUCCCGUUCUUCGUCGAUCUGCGGCUGCCCUACUCCGUGGUGCGGAACGAGCAGGUGGAGCUGCGGGCCGUGGUGUACAACUACCACGAGGACGAUGAAGAGCUGCAGGUGCAGGUGGAUUUCCCGUACCAGGAGCAGCUCUGCAGCCCGGCCCGGCAGGGGAAGAGCUUUCGGCAGAGGCUGCGGGUGCCCCGGGGCUCAUCCCGGGCCGUGCGCAUCGUCGUGGUGCCCCUGGAGCUGGGCCCCGUCAUGGUGGAGGUUCGGGCCUUGGCCCAUGGCCUGGGCUUCCGCGACAUCGUCAGGAGGAUGCUCAACGUCCAGGCGGGGGGUGAAAUCCAGCGGCUCUCGCGGAGCAUCGUCCUGAACCCCAAAGGUCAACUGCAGCAGGAGCUGGUCAGAAGCCAACACCUCGAAAACCUGGUGCCCGACACAGACGCCGAGGUCUUCAUUAGCGUGCAAGGCGACCUGCUCGGCGAGACGCUGGUGGGGGGGCUGCAGAGCUCCACGCUGCAGAAGCUGAUCAUGCUGCCGGGGGGGUGCGUGGAGCAGAACAUCUUCAGCGUCACCCCGAACAUCAUCCUCACCCACUACCUGGACACCACCAAGCAGUGGGACCAGAUCGGGGUGGAGCUCCGGGAUCAGUCCAUCCAGAACAUCGCCCACGGCUACACCCGCCAGCGGGGUUACAGAGAGAGUGAUGGUUCCUACAAGCCCUAUCGGGGAAGCACCGGCAGCACCUGGCUGACCGCCUACAUCCUCAAGGUGUUUGCCAUGGCCUUGCCGCUGGGCACCCACAUCGACCCCAGCGAGCUGUGUGCCAGCGCCCGGUGGCUGAUCGGCCAGAGGCAGGAAGCGUCUGGGUGUUUCCGCGAGGACGCUGCGAUUUAUACGCCCGCGAUGCAGGGCGGGUACCAAGGCUCCAACGCUGACGCCUCCCUCACAGCCUUCGUCCUCGUGGCGCUGAAGGAGGCCGAGUCCAUCUGCAGUAACCAUGUGAAGGAGCUGCCCAACGGCCUGCAGAAAGCCCAGGGCUACCUGGAGCGCCGCCUCCGGAGCCUGCAGAACCCCUACAGCGUGGCCAUCAGCUCCUAUGCCCUGGCCCUGGUGAACAGCCCCCUGGCCAACGCCGUCCUGGACAACUUCGCUGCCCGCAACGGGACACACUGGCCCGUGGACCAGCACACGGACCGCUCUCUGUACACCAUCGAAGCCACGGCCUACGGCCUCCUGCAGAAGCUGACCCUCGGGCGCUUUGAGGAGACCCACCCCAUCGUGCGGUGGCUGGUCGAGAGUAGGGGGUUCGGUGGGGGCUAUGAGAGCACCCAGACCACCGUGAUCGGCAUGCAGGCCCUGGCGCAGUACCGGGUCGCCGUCCCCCCCGAGAAGGUCGUCGACCUGAAGGUGCAGGUCAGCGUGCCCACGCGCAACCUGGCCGAGCUCUGGGACAUCGACAAAAGCAACGCCUACCUGCAGCGCUCCAACUCCAAAAAGUUCUACGCCCAGGAAGCUUUGAACAUCACCGCCCGCGGGACGGGCACCGGCACAGUGACACUCCUGACCGUGUACCACACGCUGCCGCCGGCCCGCGAACGCGAGUGCCAGGCCUUCUGGCUGGCGGUGACCGUGGAGGACGUCCCCGAAGACAAGAAGAAGCACGAAUACAUCAACACCUUCCGGCUCCGGCUCCAGGCCAG